CACGGACGAUCGAUGCGAGCAGAAAACCCGCAUGUUAUGUCCGACGGACAAACGAAACUGGUAGGACAAACGGUGCGGUCACACCGGCCCUGCAUAGUUGCUGUAAGACGCGCGCGCCAUACAACCGCCAUAUUCUUCUCCGAUCCGGCCCACUGCAGAAGAGCAUCAUAUGGAGGGUAUUCAUAUGUAAACAAGAACCAGGUUCCUUUAAAUACCGAUGGCGCUGGCGAUGUUGAUGUUGGGGAUGUUGGAUGAGGUUGAAUCAGAAUCAGAAGACGAAUCAGAAGACGAAACCGAAGAGGCGGUUUCGCUUACCGAAGGAGCGAUUUCGGCCAUUUAUCGAGGUGAAAGUCCAAAAUUUCCAAAGUUACAGUUUUUGAGGACGACUACUAUUAAUGGCAAAUCUUUGAAUCGCUGGGAUGUGAUGCUAUCAGAUGGACAGCAUAUCUGUGUAGCAAUGCUGGCAAAGAAUCUCAAGUGGAAGUUGACAUCGGGACAGCUGGAUGAGAAAGCGAUAAUUAGACUAGAUAAUUACACCCUCACACGUAAUAGGAAAUACUUUGAAGUGCAAGACCUGUGCAUCUUAAGGAAAGGAAAAGAUAUUGGUGUGAGCAUAGGUAAACCCAUCUUCAUUUAUCAUAGACUAUCACCACAUGCAAGACCAUCUGGGGUAUCAGGCCUAUCCAAUGCAGCAGGACCAUCUAGGGCAUCUGGAGCUACAGGACUAUCUAGGGCAGCAGAACCAUCCGGGAUAGCAGGACCAUCUGGGGAUUCAGGAACAUCCAAUGCAGCAGGACCAUCUUUCACCAUGGGACAAUCUAAGGCAUCAGUACCAUCUGGAGCUUCAGGACCAUCUAGGGCAGCACAACCAUCUGGAGCUGCAGGACCAUCCAGGGCAGCAGAACCAUCCAAUGCAGCAGGUCCAACUGGGGACACUGGACCAUCUAGGGCAUCAGUACCAUCUGGAGCUGCAGGAUCAUCUAGGGCGUCAGUACCAUCUGGAGCUGCAGGACCAUCUAGGGCAUCAGUACCAUCUGGAGCUGCAGGACCAUCUAGGGCAGCACAACCAUCCAGAAUAGCAGGACCUUCUGCGGCUGCAGGAACAUCAAAUGCAGCAGGACCAUCUGGGGCCAUGGGACCAUCUAGGGCAUCAGUACCAUCUGGAGCUGCAGGACCAUCCAGGGCAGCAGAACCAUCUGGAAUAGCAGGACCAUCCAAUGCACCAGGACCAUCUACAGACACAGCAUCAUCUUCAAUUUUAGAAACAUUUGGGGAUGCAGCACUGUCUCAAGAAUUAACAAGCUCAGGUUCUGCAUUGUCUGACGAGGGAGACCAGUGCCCCGAAGGUUUGCAGUGCCCCCUGUGUCUUGAUGCCUUCAAGAACCCCACCCUCCUGGCUUGUGGGCAUACCUUCUGCAAGGCCUGUCUCCAGGAAUAUGAUAAACAGCACACAGGUCGAGAUUACAUGGAGUGCCCUGUCUGCAGGAAGCGCACCAAGCUGGCACACGAUAGGGUCUCUGGGUUUCCAUCAAACUUCUCAGUCAAGGUCCUGAAAGAUGAAUUAUGCAAGAAAGAAGAGGGAAGCUCUGCAGAUUUCUGUCCAUUGCACAGUCAACUUUUCAGGGACAUUUUGUGUGAAGAUUGUGCAGAGUUCAUCUGUCUGACUUGCUUCAUUGAUAAACACCAAGGUCACAAGAUUAAGAAGAAGGAACAGCUUAAUGCACAAUUGAAAAAGAAAAGGGAUUCUCUCCUUCGGAAAAGCAAGGAGAAAAAAGCAAGAAUUGACAAAUCCAUAACCAGUGCUGAGCAGCAUAAGCUAGACACGUAUGCUCACUUUGAGAGUUUAAAGAAGAAAGUAAAAGUAAGCUUGGCAAAAAAGGCAAGGAUUCUUCGUGAGAAUGGGAAGAGAUUACAGCAUAGGUUAUAUGAUAUGCAGGUUUACCAUGACGAGAUGCUACAAACUUGCAUCGCUGACCAGAGGCAGUCAGUAGAUACCAUAAAUAAAUGCCUCGGGGUACUGGCCAGCAACACAAGCAGAUGUUCAAACAUGGAUUCACUCAAUGCACAUCAUUUGCAAUUAAGCGAUGUUAAGAAUUCAUUGACGGCGAUCACUGAUGAGGUUUCAAUGGCAGAUGUCAAACAAACGGCAGAAAUGACGCAGUUCUUUCCAGCCGAUGACAAUGUUCUUGAAGUUGGUCAUAUUCAGCUUGGAGAGAAUGGUCCACCUAGUAAGGAUGAAGAAGUGAAAACUGUUGCUGAGGGGAGUAUAAAUGAAGAAGAUCUGCAAGCCACUACUAAGGUACUAGGCACUCCAGCGCGAGUAAGAAGCACGUUAAGCCUUGUGAGAAAAAUUGAUUUGCCACAUAUGAUGUCUGGAAUGGCAGCACUGUGGCAGAAUGCUGUGGUGAUAGGUUAUGGAUCUCAUAGUCAAGGUUCUGAUUGCUUCUUUGUGUCGGGUGGAAAGAGACCUUAUAUGAGGACCAUUGGUGCAGUGCAUGAUCUUGCAAUCCUUACCGAUCGCAGUACAGUUGUAUCACAGGAUGGGAAAAUAUUCCAUCAGCUUGACCCGCAAGAUACAAAUAGGAAAAUAGGUAUACAGUACGCAUGCAAGAGAGAUAAUGGGUUUUUCACCUUGUGCAGUGACCAGAAGGACAACAUCUAUGCUAUUAAUGGCCAUCCAGAGAUCUACGUGUUCAAGAGUAGGAACCCUGAUCCUGUGAGAGUGAUCCCUGGUAAGACCAACGCCAUGCACAUCUGCGUCUUGAAGACUGGCGUCAUGAUCACUAGCACCUGUGCCGUCAAACCCAGCACAGUCACCAUGUACGAUGAGGAAGGUCAUGUAGGUGACUCUAUCACAGGCAGUGAUGAGGGUGAAUACUUGUAUGCUGUGGUAGACAGCCUGGACAGAGUGCUGGUAGCAAGGGUUGAAUGCAACUCUGACAUGCUUUCAUUGACAAGGUACAUCAUUCAGGACAGCAAGCUUAUCGUUCAGACGUGGUUCAAACUACUCAAAAUUCCUCAUCUGAAUAGUCUCCAUCAAGGUAAUUGGUGUUACAUGGUCAGUCUAACACCCAACAUGCUUGCCUUUGCCCAUGCUACUCACUUAUAUUUCAUCAAGCUGGCUGCGUAGCUCCAUCUCUGAUCCGUCUGCCAACCUUAAAGGCCACCUCAAACCUGAUCUGACAACAGUUGGAUCUCGAGUUCUGUAAAGAUUCUUGACAGAAAUUGAAGUAGAAGAUUUGAACAUUUUAGCUAUCUUGAUUUUCACCUGAUGGAGGCGCUGAUGGUUCAAUCAAUAUCAAUAUUGCAGGAUAUUACCGCAUCAACUGUGCAUUAUCAAGACAUCACAUCAGUCCAAUGAGUGUCUAACCGUCUUCAAAUUGGUUUGAUAUCUUCCUGGAAGGUGUUAAAUGCCAUGCAAUUGCAGUUGUACUAUUUUAAGACCAUUACACAUUUAACUUGGAAGAAUAUUGCACUUGGUAAAUCAUACUUUAAUGCAUUUUCUUCCAAAAUCUAUUGGCAGUGUCGUACUGUUUCAGGUCUCGAUCACAUUUUGGCUGGACCCGUUUAAGUAGAGCUGUAGCUAGAUCUAUUUAUUUGCUUCUUCCACUGUUGCCAAUGCUACCUCAAUUGUCCAUACCAGCUCUUAACACAGCUUGUUUGGUUAAGCUGACAUUUUCUAUGUAUUUAUAGUAUUAUAGGUUGUUAAAAGAAUUGUUUGUGUCUUCAUUUCUUGCCAAGAUUAACCUCUGUGUAUUAACACAACAUAUGUUUGCCAAAAUAAGUAAAGUUAUUGCAACCUUAUCAAUUACUUAUUGUACUUUUGUUCAUCAAUUCCUUGCCAAUAUUUCCACUUUCAAAGUUAUUCAGGUGUUUCUCUUAUUAGGUGUUCAUGAUUACUUUCAUUCAACGUAUUUGUUGGCUUUGUAAAUUUAAACUUAGUAAGCAAGAAUUGUAGCCUACUUGUAGUUUUAUGGAACCAUAGUUUUACUAGCAAUUUACUGCUGUUUCAUGGUCUCCAAUUACCAAUUGAAUAAGUUUACCUUGUAAAUAUGUUUAGUAUUUCAAUCUUUCAUUCAUUUGUAUGGUAGAUAAUCAUUACAAUAAAAAAUAUGUCUUGUCUACCCAGGGUACCCCAUCACUAUUUAUGUUGUUCACCCCGAGGGACCAGUUAUCAUAUUACCCUGUUUACCAUAUCUUUACCACAUCUUUACCAUAUCAUAGCAUUACCCCGAUAUGAACUGCACCUCCAAUUGAUUAUUAAAGCUCAUUUACAUCAUUGUUGUGAUGGUGCCUCCAGCUCUUAACCUCUUACAUAAGUCACUAUUUAACUUUCUUUUUUAAAGGGAUCCAAAUUGUGUUUGGAAAGAAAUUUAAUAUCGCAUUACUUUUUCAAACUCUAUUGGAUACUCUGUAGUUUGAUGAAGUCUACGAUGUUGGUGUUUGUAACCUCAAAUUAGUGUUGAAAAUCAUCAUCGUUUCCCUUUUGAAUAUUGAAUGUUCAUUUGUUUUUUUCUUGAAAUUGUCAGCAAGAGACUUC
Strongylocentrotus purpuratus (purple sea urchin) is the source of this 4540-nucleotide messenger RNA. RefSeq lists its product as uncharacterized. Gene Ontology annotation, molecular function: DNA binding; ubiquitin-protein transferase activity; zinc ion binding. Gene Ontology annotation, cellular component: nucleus; chromatin; nucleoplasm. The coding region runs from base 218 to 3130 and encodes 970 amino acids. The record is from RefSeq and is a predicted model, not a curated record. The transcript has 6 exons. Lineage: Eukaryota; Metazoa; Echinodermata; Echinoidea; Camarodonta; Strongylocentrotidae. Gene Ontology annotation, biological process: positive regulation of DNA-templated transcription; DNA replication.